Molecule: messenger RNA, 276 nt
Organism: Heterostelium album PN500
Lineage: Eukaryota; Evosea; Eumycetozoa; Acytosteliales; Acytosteliaceae
Exons: 5
Coding region: 1-276 (91 amino acids)
Source: RefSeq, a predicted model, not a curated record
AUGAAUUGCACAGAGUCAUCCACUGGUUUAACCUGUUCAAACUAUCCACCACUGCGGACGUUAACUCUAUGUAAAAGUCUUAGACAUUGGACAAAGUUGUGGAGGCAAAUUAGAGAUAAUAAAUCAAUUGUUGUCCAAACUUUAGAUUCAUAUGUUUGUUUACACAUUCCCCAAAAAGAUGAUCCAAGAACAAUUGUUGGUAUGUUUCUAACCACUAGAGGUUUCCAUAUCAAUAUUUUCUCGAUUUUUGAUAUGAAAUUUAACCCGCAUUUUUAA